GAUGAAGGCCAAACGUAUGUGGAGUUUAGUCGUGGACAGCUCAGACUUCUGACAACAAGAUGUUUUUUUUUUCUCCUCAACGCUCAAUAUGUAAAGAGCAUGAGAGCAACGUGGCUCAUGAGUGGCUCAAGAGUUGCUGGUCUUAAAGGAAUUCCCAUGCACGGACCACUUACACUUUAGCUAGUCCGGCUAGUGGAAUCCACUAUGCUUAUCGGGAUCGGUUUUCAAUCGAUAAGAAAAAAAAAUCCCUAAGAGAUGGGAAGACGGGUAAAAGCAAGACAGCCCACUUUCUCAAUUCUCAAGCUUGACUUUUCAAACAUUGAUUUCUUUCGCAAGAUAAAUUAAUACAACAAAACCCCGUCGCAAGUUUUUAUUGUAAAAUAUGGAGUCAGCCAAGUUCGCAAAGAAGAGGAAGUUCAAGGACGCCAACGGCUCCAAAAGCGCCGAGUCAAAGUCAAAGGCGCUUCCAGUCAAAGCACCCAAGUCCAAGAAGCUGAAGCGAGCUGAACCCGAAAUUGCUGCUGAAUCCUCGAGCGACGAUUCCGAAGCUGAAGAUGAUGUCGCAGAACAAAGUUCGGACGAUAACGAGGAAGGAAAUGAUGAUAAUGAUAAUGAGGAAGAAAUAGACGAAGAUGCCAAAGAAACCUCUGAAUUGAAUAAGAGAGUCGAAGCAGCAAAUGCCGACGACGAAGAUACCAACCAAAAUUCUCAAAAUACAGAUUUGCCUACCGAAAAUGCCAUCGCUGCCCUCCAGACUGCGAUCGGCUCCGAUGCGCAAAACUUCGCCGACUUAAACCUGUCAGAAAAGACUACCAAGGCCAUCAAGGAGGAUAUGGGCUUUGAGAAGAUGACGACUAUUCAACGGAAAGCAAUCCCACCUUUACUAGCUGGUCGUGAUGUGCUCGGUGCUGCAAAGACGGGAAGUGGAAAGACUCUGGCCUUCCUGAUUCCCGCCGUGGAAAUGUUGAGCGCGCUGCGAUUCAAGCCGCGAAAUGGAACCGGUGUCAUCGUCGUCUCUCCUACCAGAGAGUUGGCCCUGCAGAUUUUCGGUGUCGCCCGCGAGUUGAUGGCACACCACUCCCAAACAUACGGAAUCGUUAUCGGAGGAGCAAACCGCAGAGCAGAGGCUGAAAAGCUAGCCAAGGGAGUGAAUCUUAUUAUUGCGACCCCUGGAAGACUCCUGGAUCACCUACAAAAUACCCCUUUCGUCUUCAAGAAUUUAAAGUCUCUGAUCAUAGACGAAGCCGAUCGUAUAUUAGAAAUAGGUUUCGAGGACGAGAUGCGUCAAAUUAUCAAAAUCCUACCGAGCGAAGGCAGGCAGACCAUGCUGUUCUCUGCCACCCAAACUACUAAAGUCGAAGAUCUUGCCAGGAUCUCCCUUCGACCUGGUCCUCUCUACAUUAAUGUCGAUGAAGAGAGCACCAGCUCUACCGUUGCGGGACUUGAACAGGGAUACGUUACCUGUGAGGCGGAUAAGCGGUUCCUUCUUCUUUUCUCGUUUUUAAAGCGGAAUUUGAAGAAGAAGGUUAUCGUGUUUUUCUCCAGCUGUGCAAGUGUCAACUACUAUGCUGAGCUUUUGAAUUAUAUCGAUCUACCUUGCUUAUCUCUUCACGGUAAGCAGAAGCAACAGAAGCGCACAAAUACGUUCUUCGAGUUCUGCAACGCCAAAACCGGCAUCCUUCUGUGCACGGACGUUGCGGCCCGUGGUCUAGAUAUUCCAGCCGUCGACUACAUAGUUCAGUUCGAUCCCCCCGAUGAUCCUCGCGACUACAUCCAUCGGGUUGGUCGAACAGCACGUGGCGCAAACUCCAAAGGUCGCAGUCUCCUCUUUCUACAACCCCACGAGCUUGGUUUCCUGUCUCAUUUGAAGGAGGCUCGCGUGCCCGUGCUAGAGUAUGAAUUCCCCGCGAAGAAGAUUCUGAAUGUCUCUUCACAACUCGAGAAGCUUAUCUCGCAGAACUACUAUCUUAACCAGAGCGCCAAGGAUGGUUACCGAUCAUACCUCCACGCCUAUGCAAGCCAUAGCUUGCGUUCCGUCUUUGAUGUGCAUAAAUUGGACUUGGCAAAGGUUGCCAGAAGUUUCGGCUUCUCUACGCCACCACGAAUUGACCUUACAUUAGGUGCGAGCAUGAGCAGAGAUAAGAAGACUCAGGGAAGAAGAGCGUACGGCAGCCAGCCCAGGCAAACCCAGAAGUUCAAGAGGCGAUGAGUACCAGAUAUGUACCUAUUCAUAAUCGUGGAGUUAUGGUUGUGCUUUUCAUAAUAUACCAGCUUUUGUAGUUGAUUCUUUUAUACGAGAA
Molecule: messenger RNA, 2300 nt
Organism: Daldinia caldariorum
Lineage: Eukaryota; Fungi; Ascomycota; Sordariomycetes; Xylariales; Hypoxylaceae
Product: ATP-dependent RNA helicase HAS1
Exons: 3
Coding region: 383-2209 (608 amino acids)
Biological process (GO): maturation of LSU-rRNA from tricistronic rRNA transcript (SSU-rRNA, 5.8S rRNA, LSU-rRNA)
Cellular component (GO): nucleolus
Molecular function (GO): nucleic acid binding; RNA helicase activity; ATP binding
Source: RefSeq, a predicted model, not a curated record